This is a messenger RNA of Nicrophorus vespilloides, 1940 nucleotides long. RefSeq names its product sphingosine-1-phosphate lyase. Gene Ontology annotation, molecular function: sphinganine-1-phosphate aldolase activity; pyridoxal phosphate binding. Gene Ontology annotation, biological process: carboxylic acid metabolic process; sphingolipid catabolic process. The record is from RefSeq and is a predicted model, not a curated record. Gene Ontology annotation, cellular component: endoplasmic reticulum. Bases 222 to 1880 code for a protein of 552 amino acids. NCBI's taxonomy places the organism in Eukaryota, Metazoa, Arthropoda, Insecta, Coleoptera, Silphidae. The transcript is spliced from 8 exons.
UAUAGGUGUAAGUGUGGUAAUCUACUCAUAUUCAAAAUACAUAAUAAAACCUAACCUUGUCGAGGAACAAACGAUUUCAAAGUACAAUAAAAAUUGUGAUAAGAUAAAUCAUUAUUAUGUCAUUGACAAAUCUAUUUUAUUGAUAACACCUAGAUACACUGAUUAGCACAGGAGCAAUAUAGAAAGUAUUAGUUGUUAAUCAUACUCCACACCCAAAAAAGAUGGACCAAGUGCUAGUGCCUCUGGGUCAAGUUAAAACCCUAUAUGGUAAUAUAUUCAGAGACAGGCAACUUUUAAGGAUAUUUAUAUUAUCCACAACUGCAAGUAUUUUUACUGGAUGGUUAUAUGACUAUAUUUUUGAUGAUGAAGAAUCAUUCUACAUUCGUGUCAAAAAGACCUUCUUCAAAUACAUGAAGAAGAUCCCAAGCAUUAAAGCAAAGCUGGAUGAUGAAAUUUUGAGGAUCAAUAAUGGAUUUAGGAAGGAUGUGUAUAGUAAGACUAAACACUUGGACUAUUAUAUGCAGCUCCCAGAAAAGAAAAUGUCAAAGGAAGAGAUUAUGGAAGUGACUAAUGAAUACUUGAAUCUGGGAAGCUACAACUGGCAGGGGGGCAGGGUAUCUGGAUCUGUGUAUUACAGUAAUGCAGAAUUAGUUGAUUUGAUCAAGGAAGUUUAUGCCAAAACUUCUUAUACCAAUCCUUUGCAUCCAGAUGUUUUCCCAGGCAUAUGCAAGAUGGAAGCUGAGGUCAUUAGAAUGGUAUCUGAUCUUUUCCAUGGUGAUGAAAAUACUUGUGGAACUAUGACUAGCGGUGGAACAGAAUCGAUUAUCAUGGCUUGCAAGGCUUACAGGGACUAUGGUAAAGAAGUUCGAGGUAUUAAGAAACCGGAAAUGGUUAUACCGAUAACUGCUCACUCGGCGUUCGCAAAGGCCUCUCUUUAUUUGAGAAUCAAAGUUAAAUAUGUACCUGUUGAUCCAAUCACAACUAAAGUCGACAUUAAAGCAAUGAGGAAGGCAAUUUCAGGGAAUACAAUCAUGUUGCUUGGUUCUGCACCAAACUUCCCUUAUGGUACCAUGGAUGACAUCGAAUCUAUUUCUGAACUCGGUGUUAGAUACAAUGUACCAGUACACGUUGAUUCUUGCCUUGGUGGUUUCUUAACCAUCUUCAUGGACGAAGCCGGUUAUCCAAUUCCCACUUGCGAUUUUAGAUUGCCAGGUGUCAUGAGUAUUUCAGCCGAUACUCACAAGUACGGUUUUGCUCCUAAGGGUACAUCAGUUAUUAUGUACAGGAAACUGGAAUAUUUACAUCACCAAUACACAACCACCGUCGAUUGGCCAGGCGGCGUAUACGGAUCUCCAACUGUGAGUGGUUCAAGAGCUGGAGGAGCUAUUGCUGCUUGCUGGGCAACUCUUUUGAGCUUCGGAAAGGAAGGAUACGUUGCAGCAACCAGAGACAUAGUGCAUACUACUAAAUACAUCGAAAAGGGAUUGAGACGCAUUGAACACAUCUAUGUUUUCGGACAACCCGUUACAAGUGUUGUAGCAAUUGGAUCAACUGUUUUCGACAUUUAUCGCCUUCAAACUUACUUGUCUGAAAAAGGAUGGAAUUUGAAUAUCCUCCAAUUCCCCUCAGGCAUUCAUCUUGGAGUCACUCAUAUUCACACUCAACCUGGAGUCGCCGAUGCCUUCUUGAACGAUGUUCAAAAUGGUGUGAUUGAAGUUAUGAAAGAUCCAACAGCACCAGUCAUUGGAAAAAUGGCUGUUUAUGGAUAUGCUCAAGGUAUUCCAGACAGAUCAAUUGUCGAUGAAGUCACCAAUUGUUACUUAGAUGCGAUGUAUUACACUCCAAGAGCUGACGAUGAGAAAUUGUUGAUGUUGGAAUAGAAUGUAGAUUUUUUUUAAUAAGUUUUGUGCUUAACGUUUAAUUGUAAUGUAUUAUUUAUA